Chara braunii is the source of this 1603-nucleotide messenger RNA. The record is from the annotation of a GenBank genome assembly. Lineage: Eukaryota; Viridiplantae; Streptophyta; Charophyceae; Charales; Characeae.
GUCAAGCUCAACAGGGUCUUCUUUCCCCGCCGAUUCUUCCAAGCCCGUUCCCUUGGCUGUGGUUUCGCAGGAUGGUAGAUAGGGACAGUGGGAAUCUCGUUAAUCCAUUCAUGCGCRUCACUAAUUAGAUGACGAGGCAUUUGGCUACCUUAAGAGAGUCAUAGUUACUCCCGCCGUUUACCCGCGCUUGGUUGAAUCUCUUCACUUUGACAUUCAGAGCACUGGGCAGAAAUCACAUUGCGUCAACAUACGUUGGGACCAUCGCAAUGCUUUGUUUUAAUUAAACAGUCGGAUUCCACUUGUCCGCACCAGUUCUGAGUUGGCAGUUUGAUGCUUAGGGAGAGUCUCACGGCCCCACCCGAAAGGUGGGGACGGAAGAGAUUCUAUGCCCGUCGGCACACUGGCACGCGGGCUCCGCCCUCGCCGCGAGAGCAGCUCGGGCAGACCACCGGCAGCCAACGACAUCGAGGCGCAGACCCCUAGGCCCAGCCCUCAGAGCCAAUCCUUUUCCCAAGCACCCCAGCGGCAAACCGCCGAGAUCACCGCAAUCCAGACACUUCACCGGACCAUUCAAUCGGUAGGAGCGACGGGCGGAGUGUACAAAGGGCAGGGACGUAAUCAGCGCGAGCUGAUGACUCGCGCUUACUAGGCAUUCCUCGUUCAAGAUCGAUAAUUACAACAAUCUAUCCCCGUCACGAUGAACCUUAAGAAGGUUACCCGGGCCUUUCGACCCAGGCAAGCGACUCGUUGGAUUCAUCAGUGUAGCGCGAGUGCGGCCCAGAACAUCUAAGGGCAUCACAGACUUGUUAUCGCCUCAAACUAUCGUUGGCUAGUCGUCCAACAGUCCCUCUAAGAAGCUGGCCACGAGGAAAGGUCCCCGCGUAGCUAUUUAGCAGGCUGAGGUCUCGUUCGUUAACGGAAUUAACCAGACAAAUCACUCCACCAACUAAGAACGGCCAAGCACCACCACCCAUAGAAUCAAGAAAGAGCUCUCAAUCUGUCAAUCCUUKCUAUGUCUGGACCUGAAGUUCGUCAUCCAUAAAUCCAAGAAUUUCACCUCUSACAAUGGAAUACGAAUGCCCCCAACCGUCUCUAUUUAUGAUUACUCCAAUCCCGAAGACCAACGAAAUAGGACCAGAGUCCUAUCGCGUUAUUCCAUGCUAAUAUGUUCAGAGCACAGGCCUGCUUUGAACACUCUAAUUUUUUCAAAGUAACAACGCCGGCUUUGGAUCCCAGCCAAUAAAGGCAAGGAAUGCAUACCCGGCAAGAAAGGCGAAAGGGCCGGUACACGCCCGCAAGAGCGGACCAACCCCUCCCACCCAAAAUCCAACUACGAGCUUUAUAACUGCAACAACUUAAAUAUACGCUAUUGGAGCUGGAAUUACCGCGGCUGCUGSCACCAGACUUGCCCUCCAAUGGAUCCUCAUUCAAGGAGUUUACGACUGUUCUCAUUCCAAUUACCGGACUCGAAAGAGCCCAGUAUUGUUAUUUAUUGUCACUACCUCCCUAUGUCAGGAUUGGGUAAUUUACGCGCCUGCUGCCUUCCUUGGAUGUGGUAUCCAUCUCUCAGGCUCCCUCUCCGGAAUCAAACCCUAAUUCUCCG